Molecule: messenger RNA, 2072 nt
Organism: Bactrocera dorsalis (oriental fruit fly)
Lineage: Eukaryota; Metazoa; Arthropoda; Insecta; Diptera; Tephritidae
Gene: Vajk1
Product: mantle protein
Exons: 4
Coding region: 274-1344 (356 amino acids)
Source: RefSeq, a predicted model, not a curated record
CCACAAUUGGCAUCAUUCAAUCGUUUACUGUUUAGCUAUACACAACAGUUAGCUUUACGUUCUUCUCUCCCUCCACGUAGCUGCAAAAAAUCGCGUCUCGUGCACGGAUCGUGCGGCGUUUACAAAUUCCUUUCGCAAACGAAGAAAUAUCUGCUCAAAAGUGUUUAAAGGAUUGUGAAUUUGCUGUGUGCGUGAGGAAUAGCAUCGCAGGAUAUCAGACAGAGGAUUUCGCGUUUAAUUAAUUUCAACUUUUCGUUAUAACUGUGAUUUAGGAUGAAGCUGCUGCGUUCAGCAUCAUUACUCGCCCUGGUGUUGCUGCUGGCCAUCAGCACGCGCGCCGAAGACGAAAAGGCCGUCGAAUCGAAAUCCGCUGAACCCGCCCAGGAAGGUGCCAAGGAAUCCUCCGCCGCUGCUGCCGACGAUAGCGACAGCACCAAAACCAAACGUGGCCUACAUCAUUUCGAGGACUACCAUCACUCAUACCAUCAUCCGAUUCAUGAGGAAAAAACAUUGACCAUCAUCAAGAAGGUGCCCGAACCAUACCCCGUCGAGAAGGUUGUACAUGUGCCCGUCGAAAAACAUAUACCCGUGCCGAUUAAGGUGAAAGUGCCCAAACCAUACCCUGUGGUCAAGCAUGUACCAUAUGAGGUCAAGGAAAUCGUAAAGGUGCCACAUGAAGUGCCUGCGCCUUAUCCAGUUGAGAAGAAGAUCCCCGUACCCGUACAUGUGCACUAUGAUCGUCCAGUGCCCGUCAAAGUCUACGUGCCCGCACCAUACCCAGUUGAAAAGAAGGUUCAUGUACCAGUGAAAGUUCAUGUGCCCGCACCAUAUCCAGUUGAAAAGAAGGUACACUACCCCGUGAAGGUGCACGUGCCCGUCGACAAGCCAUACCCAGUUGAGAAGGUCGUCCACUACCCAGUCAAGGUGCAUGUCGACAAGCCAGUGCCUUAUCAUGUUGAAAAACCAGUACCAUAUCACGUUGAGAAACCAGUACCAGUGCCAGUGAUCAAGAAGGUGCCCGUACCAGUGCAUGUGCCCUAUGACAACCCCGUGCCAGUGCAUGUUGAGAAACCCGUACCAUACGAAGUCAAAGUACCAGUACCAGCCCCAUACCCAGUCAUCAAGGAAAUCCCAGUCAAGGUUGAAAAACAUGUGCCCUACCCAGUCAAGGUUCCCGUCGAAAAACCAGUGCCCGUUCACAUUGAGAAGCACGUGCCCGAAUACCAUGAGAAACACAUCUCCUACAAGGAACCCGUAUUCGUACACAAGGAAAUUCACGAGCCCGUCCAUCAUGAGGAAUAUCACCAUGAGGAGAGCCACGACUUUGGUGGUCAUGAGCAUUGAGUAAUAAACUGAGAAAGGCUUAUGAAUGUGCGACGUUAGGACGGACCAGCAGGAAAUCAAAAGUAUGUGGAGGUUGUGACUCGCCAGAGUGAUGUAUGAAAUGUGAGAAGAUUGAGUAGGAUAUACCGUAACCGCGUGAUCGUGAUAUUGGAACGUUUUGGAACUCGAAUUAGGCGAAACGUUUUGGAAUUUGAGAGACACGUACUUUACACACAUAAAAAUAUAACUGAUCUUUUACCAAUUAUUAUUUUUUGUAUGUACAUUUGAUACGAUUUUAGCUUAAGCCAUAAUUUUUUUUAUAUAAACUGAACAAGUAACAUACUUUUUUACUCAUAUACAUAGAGACAAUAUAAUGAAUAAUUAGUUUUAAGUGUUUUUUAAGCAGUUUUCAAGUUGUUCAAGGGAAUAUAUAACACAGUAUUCCGACCAACAGUGAUAUUUGGCGCCGUUGCGACACGUCCAACAGGGUGGGGUUCCUGUGACAUGGCCAAUCGCGUCCUCCGCACACCACCAGCACAACGCAUGCGAUUUGGGAACACAGUUCAAAGGCGCACGAGCUUUCGGAGGUGCAUUUCCAAGCGUUGCCUUGCCGGUGGCGUUCGACUUCGAGUUAAGUGAUAAAUGACAAAUGAUCUUGUUGUUGUUUUGAGUAGAUUUACUCCCAUUGGAGGAAGUAUAUAUAUGCCAGCAUGAGUAUAGUUAGCUGUAUAUGUAACAUUGUAUGUAAG